Exophiala aquamarina CBS 119918 is the source of this 1173-nucleotide messenger RNA. RefSeq lists its product as uncharacterized. The transcript has 2 exons. The record is from RefSeq and is a predicted model, not a curated record. Bases 1 to 1173 code for a protein of 390 amino acids. Lineage: Eukaryota; Fungi; Ascomycota; Eurotiomycetes; Chaetothyriales; Herpotrichiellaceae.
AUGGCGCUUACUCUCCCAAAGCUCCUCCUCAUAGUCUUGUCCGUGGCUGGCUUCUGGACACUGUGGGGUUUCCCAUAUCAAAAUGGACUUCUGAAGCUGCUUGCAGCGCAGGCCGAGCCUGGUGCAGUCAUCCCGGGUCCUACACUAGCACCAAUGAAACAGACCUACACCGGGAUGGGUGUGGUGGACAAACAACUCACGGUUUUAGUCAGCUUUUUUUAUACCGCCAUUGACGGCAACCGAGCGGACAUCUCGCUCUCAUUCCUGGCUCUUGGUGGCCAGGUCCUAGGAGCCUGGACAUUGAUCACCAUUGAAUCUCUGAGAGUUGCAAACAAGGGCAAGUUCUUGUUGACAGCAACCACCCUGCUUGGACUGGGAGUUGCCAUCAUCGGGUAUGCUUGCGUCGCACCGUUAUGGUUUGCACUGCAUCUCUGGGUUUCACCUACUGUAAAUAAUCCAAAAGACUAUCAACUGAUUGUCGACACGCCUGUUAAACUAGCAAUUGCCCCGAUCAGCAUCUUGAUUGGGUUUGGCCUCCCUUCGGUGGUUAUGACCCUUCCAGCCCCGGCUGUGCUGUCUUUCGACACUAAACAGACCUGGACGGCAAUUCAGCAAGGGUGGCCCAUUUGGAUUGGGAUCACUCACUUCAUUCUCUCCACUUUUGCCAUUAUCCUCGACCAAAGAGCUUCCAUCAUGACGGAGAAGGCAAAACGUGCCAAGACAAUCACAUACCUUCGUCGAGCGUAUGCGUUCAGUAUACUGUCUUCUACUGGCUCUUACCUGGGAGGCUUGAGCCUUUCGAUGCUGGCGUACGCUUUUCCAGUCUUAUUUCGCUCCACCUAUCUCGCGCAGCUGCAACCACAGCAGGUCUACUGGCCCGUACUCCCAUUUGGCGAGCAUCAAGUUAAAGAACUCGCAGAUGGGGCGCUCCCGUUCCUACAGUGGGAUCUCAUUAUUGCAGUAGGGGCAAACCUUGUUUGGGGUCUCGCUGUCCGAGCCGCAAGCAAGACUGAGAAGGGCAGCAUUGGUCAAACCCUCAUCGGUAGUGCUAAGAUUGCCGUGAUCGCACUCUUGCUGGGCCCGACUGCGGCCGCUACUGUGGCAGUUUGGGCUCGCGACGAAUUUAUUUUUCGCAGGAGUGAUCCUUCAGUCGAGAAAAACAAGGAAAACUGA